ACAACCACGUAGGUCACUUUCUUGUGUGCAAUAAAUAAUAUUUCAUGAAAACACACAUUCAACAAAGCCAUUUUAAUGUAUUUUUUGAUAUUUGGAAGUGGAAAACACAACUACUGUAUGUGUUAGUGUCUCAUACUCAAAGUCAACGUCUCAAACUUCAAAUGACAGCAUGACUACACAAAGUUCAUGAUGUCAUCAAAGCAUUAACAUUUUACAUCAAAUUCUGCAGAAUUCAUAGUUCAUGGCAAAUUUAACCACCGGAUGUUCACCUGCGUACAUCACUUCGUCUGUUUACCAGAAAAAUACGUUUAUUGUCAGAACAUCCCGCACAUAUUCCAAGGAUGUCAACACUUAGUUUGUUAAAACAAAGUGACGGCGUAGGACAUACAGCAAAACAUGGAAAAUGGGAUUAUGUGGAAAAAGUCAAAAUGAUCAUUCUAAAGUGGAGAUGCAGGCUUUUCAUCAGACGGUAACAAAAGACUACCAUGUGAUAUGAAUAUGAAUAUAAUUUAUGUAUUAGGGCAUCCAUCACUCCGCCUCUUCUUUCUUUUUCAUUUUUUGGACAUGACUCGGUCGUGUUUUUCCCACAUGGAAUAAAUCCAAUCCAACUCCUUGCUAGCGGUCUUUCUCCCUCUUCAAGCGAGGCGCGCUCUCGUCUUGUCAGCAGACACCAGAUCUUUAUUUCUUUUUGGUGUGUGUGUGUGUGUGUGUGUGUGUGUGUGUGUGUGUGUGUACGUGAGUGUGUGUGUGUGUGUACGUGAGUGUGUGUGUGUGUGUCAGUGCUGAAAUGUUCAGAAGCUUUUGCCGCGGGAAGCUUUGCGUUCCAUCGUGAACUUCAGCUUUACAGAUACCAUGUCUGCUGUACGGGCAGGAAGGGUAUUGAUGGUAUCAAAUGUCAUAGUGCAGAUAAUUACAGCCACGUUGUAUCAGCAGGUUUGAAAAACAUGAUUUUUCACACUUGGAAAACUCCGCUUUCAGAGAUUUUCUUCUGGUGUUCACAGGGAUAAAAGUUAAAAAGUCAACAUUCUUGGAAACCGUUCUCAGUUCCAAGAGAUGGUCUCCUGGGACGUCGAAUGUUUCCCCCCGUCUCUGUUUGAUUCAUCGGGCAUUUACCCCCACUGUCUGCCUGUCCUUGUGAUUCUAUAUCUUCUUUGCUGUGGUUGCGGGCCACAUAGUGUGUGUGUCACUUGAAAUGAAGCAACCAGAGGGGACAGUUUAGAGAGCUAUGGAGAGGGUUGGGUGUGAUUGAAAUGGGCUGGGGGGCACACGUCGGGACACGUACUGCAUGAUUGCAGACUGACUGGCUACGCUGAGACUGGACAGACAGAUGUUUGGAGGCUAAAAACGGAGUGGAUUUAGAGAUUACAAACAUCCAGUGACAUUUUAUUAACUCAAUCUCACUUCACCUUUUAGUGUGCUUAUUUAAUUGGGCUUAUUUCAGAUUUAUCCAUGCUAAGAUUCUCAAUCUGAGGCCAUGGUUCUUAGUGGGAAAAGGGUGGAUUGCACCCUUCGGUUUGGGUGUGACGUCUUGCCGCAAGUAUCUCGUGAUCUUGUUUACAAGUGAGGGAAGGCCGGAGCUUGAGAUCGACAGGUGGACCGUCGUGGUGAAAAGACAGCGCAAAUCUCUCAAUUUACCAGUUGAUCUAUGAGCUUUGGGUGGUGACUGAAGAACAAGAUCGUGGAUAGGGUGGCUGUACUCCCCCUAAGAGGCGGGGUGAGGAGCUCCAUCAUCCGGAAGGAGCUCAGAGUAGAGCCACUGCUCCUUCAUAUCGAGAGGAGCCAGUUGAGGUGGCUUGGGCAUCUAGUCCGGAUGCCUCCAGGACGCCUCCCUCGUGACAUGUUCCGGUUAUGCCCAACCAGGGGGAGGCCCGGGGCAGACCUAGGACACGCUGGAGGGAUUAUUCUGGGCUGGGAACGCCUAUGUGUCCUCCCAGUGGAAGUGGAAAAGACCGCCCCGAAAAUGGAUGGAUGGACAGAUGGAAGAUUUCGUUAGAUCAGUGGUUUUCAAUUAUUUUCUGUCAUGGCCCCCUCGAGGACAGAAAUGUUUUCACGCACACCCCCGAUUUGAAAUACGAUUGAGAAACUGAUAAUAUCUAUUUCUAUUUAUAUCUAUUAUUUGUACUGUGCAGACUGAACUGGAAACUGAAACCAGGAAAAUGCAACACAGUGGAGAGCCGUGAAGCAUACAGUCCACAAGGGACAAAUAUAGCUCCCUAAUGGAGGUCAAAUUCCUUAAAGCAUAGAUAUGUCCGGGGGGAAUCUUCACCCUAGAAGCUUGUGGGCUCUGAGUCCCACGUGUCCACUGACUUGCAUGAACCACAGAGUUCCAUAGGGAUGUGAGGGCCCAUUCAAACCUGCUUACAACUUUAAGCAAAGCCCACAAGGGACAAACAUGGCUCCCUAAUGGAGGUCCUCACAUAUUUAUACAGGUGUAAACUUGUGAUGUUCUAUAAUGUAACUUUGUGAAGCAUACCUGAAACAAAACCAAAUGACCAUGCCCAAAUUGUAGUCCAUAUUUAGUUAUGCAUAACACAGUUGUACUCUAAAAAGUGAGUUCAAAAGUGAGGAAUCAGUCAGUCGGUGGGGUGGCCAAAACUAGCAGGCAUGUGCCAGACACGCAGCGUGCACACUCCUGGGGGUUUAAAUUCCACAAGCGCUCAACACUUAAUCCGCCAGACAGGCGACAAAAGCUUACACAGGGUUUGGGUGAGACUGUGAGAGUGAUUAAAAUUAAAAUAACGCCACACUCUUUUUUAAUAAAAAAAAAAAUCUACCAAUAGAUGUUUGUAUUGGUCUACUUAAGAGUCCAUCUUUAGAACGGUAACAUGGUCGGCAAGUGGCAUGAGUCAUCCUGGUUCACUUUUGUUGCAUUGAUGAGGAUUUGCACACGUCGCUUCCCUCCAAAUUGUGUCGCUGUUCGGUUAAGAGAUAAUCUGCACACGCUCACAUUAGCCACACCUGCAAAUCUAAUGAGAUCCAAUACAAGAGCUGUGUUUAAAACUCAGCCUUUGCAAAGAUAAUGAUGCCUAGUUUUUAUUGAUGUUAUCAGAGAGGUAUUCCAUCAACAAUAUGUUUACUAUUCUUGGGGUUUAUGUGCUGAAUAAAGCCAUUGUGCUGAAUUCAUGCAGAGCUUCAGCACCACUUGACAUCUUCAUGUGUUUUUUGAUUGCAUAGGCUCACAUUAACAGCAUGUAUUCCUUUUGGAUGAUGCUAGAUAUUUUUUCAUUAAUUAAUUCCUUUUUUUUAUUACAGUAAUCCCUAUAAAAGUAAUACUGUUGAUUGGUUUCAGACCCGAUGAUGGCAAGUCAAUUUCCGCAAGGUAGGAUUCCUUAUUUAUAAAUUAUAUAUUUUUGUAGUUAGAGCAUAGGAAACAUUCUAAAUACGUUUUUUUUUUUACAUUAUUAGAGACCUCUACGCAUGAAAUAACGCCCCAAAAGUCACCUUUACACGCCUAUUACUUGAUAUACUUGUCAGAAUGAGACAAAAUAAGACAUGUAAGACAUAAAUAAAACUCAUGCUUGUGUGCGUUGCAAUAAAUGUGUUCCGGACCUGUGGAGGACAGGAAGUGACAUUUGGGGUUAAGAGUUGAGUUUUAUCUUAGAGUGGAUUACGCAUUAUUAUUAUUUAUUAUGUUAUUAUUGUGUUUUUCCGGUGAUCAAGUCUGGUGUUUGUGUGCCUCACCGCACAUUAUAGUAACAUUACUGACAUCUAGUGAUCAGUGUAGAAUACUACAUAGCAUCACAAUGUCUUAGAAUGAGUCUUUUGAGUGACUUAUGUUUGUAUUUGACGUCAUUUAGCCAUUUGUCUGCUUGAAAAUGCUCAGUAUGUACAAUUUACUCAAAUAUGCGGAUUUUGUGAUUUUGUGUGUUAUAUGCCAUAUUAUUGAAAAAUAUCGACUUGUCUAUUUAAUAAAAAAAAAAAUGCAAAUAUAAUACUUGAUUAAUGUUUUUUUUUUAAUUCCUUUAAAUAAUUUACAUUUUAAAUAAGUAUGCCAAGAACUGGUCAAUUGAUGAGUUAAACUCAGCAUUUGUCAGUCAAGACUGAUACAAUGCUUCCAUUUGGCAUUCCAUUAACUCGAAUCACCCACCACACAGCACAUGCCCAUCAACUUCCGUCCCUUUCCCCGUCUUGUUUCGCACUUAAUCACACUCGGAAAUGUUGCCUGAUUUUUUUUUUUAAUUAACUCGCGGCAGCAGGGGUGAGUAAGUGAGCGAGUUGACAGAGACGAGUACCCGUGACUCUCGAUUCAGUGAGACCGUCGCGAGUUUUGAACGACUCGUUCAUUACUCGAACAUAUCCAAUGGACAGGUGGAGGAGGCUACUAGCAAGAAAUAAGAAGUGACGUCUGAGGGGCUGAAAGUGUUUUUUUGUGCGUUUAUCUUGUUGGCGCGCCAUCUUUUGACAUAAAUUGUAUGUGUAUUUGAUGAGACUACAAUACAAGCAAGCAUCAGGGGCAGGGACAAUCCUACAGCACCUAUUAGACCUGGUGCUGUUCGAAAACCACCAGAAGGAGACUUCAAAUCUGGGCUGGAUUAAUCUGCAGAUCCCAGAGCCUCUAACCCAGGUAGGGAACCUAUGGCUCGGGAGCCAGAUGUGGCUCUUUUGAUGACAGCUACGGAGCACGGACCAAAACCAUGCAGGACCAGAAGUUGCAUUAAUGACCGCUGACAGAACAACUGACGGGCAAAAGAGAGUCCAACACAAGGCAGCAACCCAACCUGCUCUUUCCACUUUUCCAACCAAAACCCUUCUCUCACUUAAAAAAAAAAAUAAAAAAUUCAUGAGGGAUAUGCAGCAGGACGGCUAGGCGAGAGGAAGAAGCACGUUUCCGUGUUCACCAAGCCCACUGAUGACACAGUAGGCAACAGAAGGGAAGCAGAGAGCUGAGGUCCUGUGAGAACAUGAAGACAAGCUGUGACUCCCCUCCCCGCAUCCUGACAAGACAUGACAUAACACGGGUGACCUGCUAAUCAGCCAUGAUAGCCAUAAAGCUGUGACUGGCAUAGGAAAGCCUACACCCCUUCUUCUGUACCCGACCCAGCCUCUUCCGUCACCGUCCCUCCCUGACGCCGUCGCUACAUUCUUUUUCUCCGACAAACAGCCUCCCCGGUGCCUGCCCUCGCAUUUCUAUUCUGGAUUAGAAAAACAUCCCCUCUUUCAUCUUCAUCAUGCAGAGUCCUUCCACCACAUCAGGUUUCAUUGUUGUUAUUUCCUCCCUCCUAAUUGCCACCCGCUUUCCCAGCGUGGUCAAUGGGGACUGCUGGCUCAUCGAGGGGGACAAAGGUUACGUGUGGCUGGCAAUCUGCAGUCAGAACCAGCCGCCAUACGAGACCAUUCCGCAACACAUCAACAACACCGUCCAUGACUUGAGACUCAACGAGAACAAACUCAAAGCCGUGUCCCUAAGCUCCAUGUACCGCUUCACCAACCUCACAGACCUCAAUCUUACCAAGAACGAAAUCAGCUACAUCGAAGACGGAGCCUUUUCGGGACAAGCUAACCUACAGGUCCUUCAGCUGGGCUACAACAAACUGAGCAACCUAACAGAGGGCAUGAUGAGAGGACUCAGCCGCAUGCAAUGUCUAUUCCUCCAGCAUAAUCUAAUCGAGGUUAUUGCCAGCAAUGCAUUCUGGGAGUGCCCCAGCCUUAGCAGCAUUGAUCUGUCAUCCAACAAACUUGCCCGGAUUGAUCCAUCAACGUUCACCGUUCUCAAUCACCUAAUGGUUUGUGAACUGGCAGCAAAUCCCUUCCACUGCGGCUGCGAUCUGUACAGCUUCCUUAUCUGGCUGGAAUCCUUCAACAACGUCACGCACACUUAUGAUCGUCUUCAGUGCGAGACGCCCCGGGAGAUGUUUGGCUUUCCCCUACUGAGCCCCACUGCUGCCGGCCAUGCUGGUCGAAAUGCCAAAAACAUCUUGAACUCCCACUGCAGAGACGGGGUGAUGAUUCCUGGAAUGACGUCCCUCCCGCCAGACCUGGAUGGUCCAUCUGGGAUGGUUCCAGAGAUGUAUGGUGGCGUGGGACCUUACCACCAGCCCAACACCUCCACAGGGAUAGAAAACAGCUUCAUUCCCAGCAUCAAGCUCCAUCAGGUGUCUUUGUCGUCCGCCUCGCUCAUCGUCCAGAUCCCGAGGCCCUUCAGCAAAAUGUAUAUCCUGACACAAUACAACCACACGUACGUGUCUGACGUCAUGACACUCAAGAACAACAAGGAAAAGAUCACCCUCAGCAAGCUCAAACCACACACCAAUUACACCUUCUGCGUGGCAUCCAUCCGUAACUCUCAACGAUAUAACCACACCUGCCUCACCUUCUCCACCCGGUCUCAGAACAUCCUCCCCACGCCCUCCACCACUACGCACUACAUCAUGACCAUAGUGGGCUGCCUGUUUGGCAUGCUCAUCGUUCUGGGCUUUGUCUACUACUGUCUACGUAAGAAACGGAUGCAUGACGAGAAGAAGAAGUCCAUCUGCGUCAAGAAAACAAUACUGGAAAUGCGCUACGGACCCGAGGUGGCGGCAGCAGUUGCAAAUGAUCCAGCGGCAGUCCACAAGCUGCAGGACCACUCCAGAGACCACCACCAAUAUCACCACCACCAUGGGGGCAAGCUACCUAUGUCUACAUCCUCUAGCUCUGGAAUGCUUCACUCAGCUAACACCAGCUCCUCCAGACUGUCCUCCAUCCCCCAAGUGGAAAAGAUGGCCACCGCCUUCUCAGAGGCCAUGACGAGUAAAGGGAACUACAUGGAUAUCAGAAGUGGAGGCGCAGGGAUGGAGAGGCUCGGAGGAGACAGUGGGCAUGGGGCGAUGAGAGGGGACGAUUUAAGGGACGAUGAUGGAACUGAUGUUGGAGAGGACUCGGAGGACGAUGGGCGUGGCUCGGCAUCAGAGAUCUCGACCAUUGCCAUGGAGGUGGACAAAGUCAACCAGAUUAUUAACAACUGCAUUGAUGCACUGAAGCUAGACGCAGCAGCCGUCGCGGCUUCGGGAUCCUCUCCAAAUCCUCCGCCUUCCUCCAACCCUACCUCCCCACCCCCAAACAGCACGUCCGCUCUGACCCGGGGAUUAAUAACGCUUCCUCAAGGGAUGGCGGAAUCGUGCCCAGUUAACAAAAUUCCACCUCCACCUCCGCUCCCUGCCUUGAAUACCCCGCUUUCUGAGCGCCCGGGGAUCAGUGGUGGCGGAUUCGUCGUCACCCCUCCCUACAGACCACCACCGCCAGCCAACGCUGUACGCCCCAUUCAACGGCAAAUGAGUGCAGAUGCAGCCGUGGUGAUUGUAAAUGCUGUGAAGAAACAGAGCAGCACCACCUCUUGUGGCUCUGUGGGCCGGGACAGGGAGCGCGGCGGGGCUCGUGUCUACAGCCUGGAUGUUCCAGAGCCGAGGAGCCCAGAUGCCUGCAAUCAGCAACAACAGUACUCAGACCGCGCCAGUCCUGUGGGCUGUGGGGAGCCCCUGGAAAGACUGCCGUUAGUGGGGAGCAUGAGCUGCACUGGAGGGGGCGGCGGUGGUUGCGACAGUGGUGGUGUUGGUGCCCAACAUCAGGAAAACCAAAACCCACACCAUUACCAUCAACAGCAACAGCAGCAGCAGUUGGAUGUUCAGCAGGACUACCACUGCUCAGAGCACCGCCACUCCGUCCCAGCUCUCUACUACGACGGCUCCCACCAGGGCUCCCCAGCCCAGAGGGUUUCUUUCCUCAAGCCGCUGUCACGCUCCCGUCGGGAUGCGGCGUCUUACUCCCAGCUUUCACCGGCUCGCCACCAUUCCAGCUACUCCGGCUACUCCUCCAGCCCCGAGUACUCCUCAGAGAGCACGCUGAGGAUCUGGGAGCGCUUUCGUCCUUACCGUAAAGGCCAGCGUGAUGAGGCCUGUUAUGUAACGGCCGGGAAUGCCCUUCGAAAGAAGGUGCAAUUUGCUAAAGGCGAGGACCUGCAUGACAUCCUGGAUUACUGGAAGGGUGUAUCAGCACAGCAGAAGCUUUGACUGGGGGACCAGUAUUAAGCAUUGUUUGUUUACUUCUGGUUCUACCUUGCCCUUUCUGGGACGGAGAACCUUCUUAAAAGGUAACGGGAAGAAAAAUGUCGGACACUGUUUUGCCUUUUUGUUUUUUUCGGCAUGCUGUGUGUGUAUAGCAUAUUGUGCUUCAAGCACCGACUGUGCAACCGUGCCUGGGAUACCUGGGACGUAACUCACAAUUUUUUUUUUUUUUUUACAAUUCAUGGUAGCACCGCUUCUGGAAUAUUUUAACAGCUUUUCUUGAUCUCACAGGGAGCAAACGCUAACUGUGCAAUUUAAUAAUAUUUGUGUGGGGUCACAUUUUGUGAUCUUUUAGACCGUGCUUACUCAGUGCCGUGUGUGUGUGUGCUCGUCAGGAAGUCACCGGUGUUCAGCGGGAACGCUCAUCGCUUCAGCUGAGAGGUUGACAUGAUGCAGCACGUGGGUAUAUUUAGAGCGGCGUGGAAGUGAAGAGUUGUCAAAUGCAGGCUCCACGUACCAGAGGGGGGGUUGAGAUAUUUGCAUUUCAACAGCAACUGUCGCACAGGAAGUACAAGAAAAAAUAUGGUAUAAGGAAACCUGCGGUAUAACGUUAAAUCAUUACCAGAAAUUGGGUGGUUCACCCAUUGUUUUUACCCUAAUUAAUAGGGGUGUCACAAGACACUGAGUACAUACGAGAUUGGGUCUACGAGAAUGAGACGUGACGAGAUUUUAACAUUUCUUUUAAGAAAAGUACAAUGAAAAAAUAUGAAAAAUAAUAAUAUAUUGCAAUGUACUCAUUUAAUUUCUACUACGUUACCUUGCAUUGCUUGUUACGAGGCUACACUCUUUUGCACUGUGUGUGUAUGCUGGUGGCCCCGCCUCCACCCACCGAGACAAAGCGACUGUAUGCCUAAGAAUCCGCAGUUCUGUGGAACAAACCCGCCAAAGUGCUGAAACCAAUGCACAGAGUCAAGCCUCAUGAUGAGAUGAGGAAAACACACACGCAUGCACACGGCGAUAUAUUGAGGCCGGCAAAAUGAUGAAGUUCAUUUUCAUUUAUGAUGUGAUUCAUGAAUUUAUUUAUAAUCGUUCCAAGCCUAGUGCCCACGAGACAGUUUUUUUUUUUUUCUGAACGAGAAAUCAUGUCAUCAUGUCUUGUGACACUCCUACUAAUUGCCGUAAUUGUACGUUUCAAUGAGUGAUGCAAAUCAAGGGAAAGAAGUGUAACAGCACUCCCGGUACAUUCCAAAUCCUUUCUUUAGUAGGAAAAUAUGACUGCCAACACCUCUUUUCAGUUACCGUCUAACAUCGAGUGACUCAAUUAUCCAUCUCAUGAUGGGCAUGUUCGCUUGCACCUUGUGUGUGUGUGUGUGUGUGUGUGUGUGUGUGUGCACAGUGGUCAGUGUAAGUGGGUGUUGGCAUGCCUUGUCAGAUUAUAUCGUCUCCGCCCAAAUUGAUUCUAAUGAAUACUUGUGAAUAUCUAGUAGAUGUGUGGAUAUGUAUAACCCCCGCCACAUGACUAAACACAUGGAUGAAUGCGCAAACAACGGCAGUUAUUUUCCAGACACACUAUUCUACAGUAGCACAGGCCUCUUGCUGCUACUUACCACCGUGAUCCACUUUGCCUUUUCCUUUGCAAAGGAAAACUGCCCAAACUGCUGUGAAACCAUUGGUUUUUUUUGGCUAUUUCCUACCGUAAAAUGUGAAAAACUCAAGUGAUCCUUGCCUCGUAUUUCUAUUUAGGGCUAAACCUCCAGAAAAAAUUCCUUAUAGAGACAUUCGAGAUCGUUUUUUUAAUAGUUUUUUUAUUUCUUGUCUUGCUUUUGAGCCACUUAAGCAGGCUGAUUGUACAUAGUGUAGGAGGUGGAAGGGAAAGAAGCAAAGCUUUGACGUAAAAGCCUAAGUCACAACCGGUCGUACGGGCUCCUUCGGCCGGUCUACGUGCAAAAAAGGCAAGAAACGCACGGGGGCGCGUGUGGCGUGUGUGGCGUGCGAAUUUUCGAACCGCAGACCGGCCGCAGAGGUUCUUUGUCACGUCAAACAAACUCUUUUUUUCAGGUUGCAAGACAAACGUUUGCACUCUGUACGUCUUAGUGCGUCAUCCGUACGGCCAAUGGGUGUCUUUUGUGCGUUUUGCUGAUGUCAGGUUUGGGCAAAAUGUCAACUUUUAUGCAUGUCGCACUUGCAGACUCGUAUGUGUGCGUGCGCCGCACGUGCACCCCACAUACGUAAUGAGUGCGGCCAACGCACGUUGAGAUAUUUCGUACAUCCUCCAUGCCUGUCAAGACCUUACGGCUUCAUGGUCACCACAACUACGUUCUUCUCAAACAAACAAAAAAUGCAGCGAUUUGGGGAACGGCAAAAAUCGCACAUCCGGUUGUGACCUAGGCUAAAGCAAAAAAAAAAAAAACAAAUAUCAAUUUUCUUUCUUUCCUGACUAUCUUGAUUUGGUUCUUUGGCCUGUUUUUCCCAAACAUCUUUUCUUAAUCGGUUCUCAGAGGAAUGAAGUGGGAUUUUGUACAAAAAGAAGUGCGUAUUAAUAAGUAUUAAAGACUUACUAUUGGAUUUACAAGGGAUGGGAGAAACAAAUAAUGACCAAAUAUCAAAACAACAAACCAUCAACUGAUUAUAGUAAUCCCUCGUUUAUAGCGAUUAAUUGGUUCCAGACCGGACCGCGCUAAUAGAAUUUCCGUGAUAUUGGAUUCAAUGUUGAUAAACGGAAGACUUUGGAGUUAGAGCAUAGAAAACCUGUUUAUGACUUUUUAAAUAUGCUUUUUAACAUUAUUAGAGCCCUGUAGACAUGAAAUAACACCCCAAUAGUCACCAUGAAAUCCUUAUCAUUCAUUAUUUAUACCAGGUUUUUUUCAGCUUUGACAUGACUGUUUCGAUACUGGAAAUGAGAAAAAUCAUCAGUAUCAACCAACCUUUGUGAUGGGAGUAAAUUUACUCAUCCAACGUGCAUAUUAUGACAUCACCAUGCUCAGAAUUUGUCAGUCUCCACAAUACCGUCUCAUCAAAAAUGUCUGAUCCAUUUGUGAUACUCUUCCUCAUCUCUCAAGCAAACCCAGCCUUCAUCAUCGUCAUUUACAGCGACAUCUUGAACACCACUGCUGCCUCAAACGCUAUUAUUACAUAGAUAGAUAGAACGUAUCCAUCCAGCCAUCUAUUUAUUAUGCCUGUAAACAUUGUCAUUGUAUUCCCACGUCAUAUCUAUGUAUUAGUGUAUUUUUUGCCGAGGGGUCUCCCACAUAUGCUGGUAUUUCUGUGGGGGGGUUCUACAUUCCCGCUACCCCCCACCAUUAGCAGUGUUUUGACAACCCACCACGUCCCCUCCUGCCACACCGAACACUGUAAAGCAAAGCAUCGUCUCGAGUAUGCUGCGUGUGGACUGUCAUGGCGAGUGUUCGUGCAGCAACGGGCUUCAAAGUCUAUAAACAUGUAAACUUUGCAUAGACACGCCACCUACGUUGCUCAGAUUGAAGUUACAGAUGUCCGCCGUCUCCUGGUGUAAAGUAGUAACUACAUGAGGAACCAUAUUUGCAAGAAAUGGCUUUCACACCUGCACUGACAUUUUGCAUGUCUAAAUGAGAUUGUAAUUACAACUAGACGCCUGCAGGCGCAGCACAGCGUGGCCCGCAGGCGUCUAGGGUGACAUAUCCAUUUAUUAUUAUAAAGUAUAUAUUUAUACCUACAGUAUAUCUAUCACAACUCAAAUCAAAUAUACACUUGUCCCUCACUGCUUUCCGGUUCAAAAUGUUUUUCAAAUUCAAUAAAUUAAUAAAUGAUGGCGGUUUCGUGGUUGACUACGGCCUAUAAGUCAGAAAAUAUGCAUAUUUAAGCAAAUUAUACCUAUUCUUGGCCUAAAUGAAGCAUUUUCAAGCAUAAAAAUGGCUAAAUGAGCGCAUAAGGCAUUCAGAAGACGCAUACAAAGACGUCAUAUGUAAUAUUCUACACUGGUCACUAGGUGUCGGGAAUGUUGCAAUGAUGAGACAAUAGCCACCGCAAAAAAAGAACAAGGAACUCUCUCAACGUGUGAGUGAUGUUGUGUCUUAUUUAUGUCCAAUAUGUCUUAUUUUCUCUUAUUAUGUCUACUAAAUUGGGUAAUAGGAGUGUAAAGGUGACUAUAGGGGUGUUAUUUCAUGUCUAGAGGGCUCUAAUAAUAUUAAAAACCGUAUGUAGAAGGUCGUAAACAGGUUUUCUAUGCUCUAACAGGGAAAAUAUUCCACUUAUGAAUAAGGAGUCCUACUUUGCGGAAAUACACUUAUCACGGUCGGGUCUGGAAUCAAUUAACUGCGCUAAACGAAGGAUUACUUUGUAUUCAACUAGAUAUCUCAACAAACCUAGUUACAUAUUUAUAGAAUAUUUUUACCCACACAGAAAGGCGCAGCCUAAACCUGCUGGCAAACUACCGUCAGCCAGCUGUCAAGUAUCCGUGGUUCCGAUUGGUCAUUUGGUCAUUUGGUCAAAGUCCAUAGGUGGAGUUUGUCAAAAUGCGACCCCUGGUCUGCGCCAGGAAGACUUUUUCUUGUGCGUCCUGUCUUGACAAGCGUCUCCACCAAAUCUCAUGACGAUGAUGACGUCGGUGAGUUUUCAGACACGUUAAGGCCCCCCCAAAAUUGCUAGCAAAGGCAAAGAAUAUUAUAACUCGUGUUGUGUAGUGUUUUUUGCUUUCUCGCCUUACUUUUCCUACGAUUUUCGACCAAAUUCUUCUGAGAACACACGCUGCUUUUUCUUUGGCUUUGCAUGAGUUGGUUUAUCAGAGGCUUUCAAUCUCAGUUAGGAUGCAGAAGGUAAUAAGCACAUUGUUCCUGGAACAUGUUCUUCUACCUGGGAUCAUCAAAGGUUGCCAACUUACUGUGAUUUAAGCCAACGCUCACCAUUUUAUGGGACAGGAUUUCCUUAUUUGGUGUCUUGGACUGCCAAAGCAAGUUUCUAGAAGUGUGUAGGUAGUGGAUGUACACGUCCUCACUUAUUUCAGGAGGGGGCUUCAUUUGAGCUGCCACUGAAUGAAAUGUGUCCUCACAUGAUGUAAAGUUCAUUUCAUGCUUCAAUCUGAAAGGGAAAUCUUUUUAUUGAUGGAAUUGGCAAAAAGAGAAAGUGCUCUCCUGCUCAGGCCUUUCAAAUUCACUUCAAACAUCCGACUGAAGCCGAGUGACCUUUUUAUUUUUAAUUAUAGCGUUAAAAGCCCCCAUCGCUACCGAGGAAAACUGUGUUUUUAUUCAAAUGAGGCCUGUUGUUGACACCGACAUCACUGGAAGCCUGCUGGUGGAAAUACAAAUGGAAUUCAAUGACGCAAAAAUUGUGUUGGUGCGCUCCUUAAAGAAGUGUGAGUACUUGCUGAUGGAGGACAUCACUUCUCAUUACAUGACAAAUACGGGCAAUUGCGUUUUGUGAUACAGCCUCCAUACCUAGCGGAAGCUGAGUAACCUGAUCCUCAGGUUGUCUUGUCUGUAAUGCGGGGAGGGGGCUUGCAAAUCAUUCCAACAGUAUUUUGUAUAAAAGUGUAAUAUUUGUAUGAAUUUUUUAAAUAACUAACUUUGGUCUUUUGCCGGUUUUUGCUGUUUUUUUUUGGUUGUUUUUUUUUAUAUUUCAACCUCCUUCGUCAACAGUCUUUGUAAAUUUCUUUUUGUAAUAUUAUGACUUUAUUCCCAUCAUAUUUUAACUUUUUCUCCAACCUGAUUUUCCCAAAAGUCACAACUGUAUUUCAUUUUGUUUCUUUCUCAUAAUAUUAACAUUUUUUAAAAAUUUCAUUUUUUUCUGUAAUAUUUGAACUCUGUGCUAUUAAAAUGACCUUAUUUUUCCUCAUAAUAUUACAAGCUUAGUCUUGCAACUUUUUUUCUCUUUAGAAUACAACUUUUUUCUCUUAAUAUUUGGACUUUAUUCUCUUGAAAUUACAGCCAUUUUUUUUCCAUUUCUGUUAUUGUUUUCUUUGACAUUUUUAUUCCCAUAAUAUUUUGACUUCAUUUUUGUAAAAUUAUAACUUUUCCACAACUUAAUCUUCCAGAAAUUAUAACUUUAUUUGUUGUUUUGUUUCUCAUAAUAUAAACUUUUAUAAUAUAAUAUAAAUAAAGAUUUUUAAAGCAUUUUUUUUUCUUUUUUAAUAUUUCAACUUUAUGCCAGUAAAAUGACGUUAUUUUUCCACAUAAUGUUACGAUGUUCUUCUUUUAAAAUUACUUUUUCUUGUUAGAUCACAACUUAAUAUUUUGAUGUUAUUGCUGUGAAUUUUCUUCUCAUAAUUUCAAUUUUAUAGCCAGAAUAUUUUGAGUUUAUUCUUGUAAAAUUACAGUUGUUUUUUUUAUUUUGUCAUUUUUAAAUUG
Dunckerocampus dactyliophorus (ringed pipefish) is the source of this 14296-nucleotide messenger RNA. RefSeq names its product protein phosphatase 1 regulatory subunit 29. The record is from RefSeq and is a predicted model, not a curated record. Gene Ontology annotation, molecular function: protein binding. The coding region runs from base 5169 to 7985 and encodes 938 amino acids. Gene Ontology annotation, cellular component: plasma membrane. Lineage: Eukaryota; Metazoa; Chordata; Actinopteri; Syngnathiformes; Syngnathidae. The transcript is spliced from 6 exons.